AUGAUGUUCAACGUGGCACCGUCCCUCAAAUUCCGCCGCGAUAAGGAUGAUAUUCAUUGUGAUGUAGAAAUCUCCAUUGCACAAGCCGUUCUCGGUGGUACUGUGAAGGUUCCGGGUAUUGUGGAAGACACCUACGUUCAUGUACCACCAGGAACAUCAAGUCAUACCAAAAUGAGGUUAUCCGGAAAAGGGGUGAAACGGAUGCAUUCUGCCGGCUAUGGUGACCAAUACAUUCACAUUAAAGUUGUAGUACCUAGCUAUUUGAGUGCUGACCAACGAGCUUUAAUGCUUGCGUGGGCUGCUACAGACAAACCGAAAAGUGGUACCGUGAAGGGUUAUGACGACAGCACAAAGUCAUCUACGCAGUCCAAGAAUCAGCAAGAAUCGAAAUCAGGAACGAGUAGCACUACGGACCACGAAUCACCCAGGGGUGAGUCUGAUGCUCCACCGUCUGUUGAUGGGGAAACAGGUGACCAUACGGAUGAUUCUAAGGGUGAGGCGAAGCAAGACAGUAAUGAGCGUAGUAAAGAGCGAAAGAGCAAACAAUCUGCUUCUUCCUGA
Messenger RNA from Ostertagia ostertagi, 561 nucleotides. Lineage: Eukaryota; Metazoa; Nematoda; Chromadorea; Rhabditida; Trichostrongylidae. The record is from the annotation of a GenBank genome assembly.